This is a messenger RNA of Penicillium coprophilum, 3516 nucleotides long. Its product is annotated as glycerol-3-phosphate dehydrogenase GUT2. The record is from RefSeq and is a predicted model, not a curated record. Gene Ontology annotation, cellular component: glycerol-3-phosphate dehydrogenase (FAD) complex; mitochondrion. Lineage: Eukaryota; Fungi; Ascomycota; Eurotiomycetes; Eurotiales; Aspergillaceae. Gene Ontology annotation, biological process: glycerol-3-phosphate metabolic process. The transcript has 10 exons. Gene Ontology annotation, molecular function: glycerol-3-phosphate dehydrogenase (quinone) activity. The coding region runs from base 1 to 3516 and encodes 1171 amino acids.
AUGGCCGCUCGGCACUCGCGCAAGCUCUUGAGACCUCUCCUCUACACAUCCGCGGCCGCCGCUGCAGGAGCAGGUGUUCUCUACAUUUCUUACCGUCCGCGAAAUAUUCCGGGCCUUGAAGCUCCCGCCGUUCCCCCACCAGGUUAUCGUGAAGGCAAGCUGGUCCCACCCAGUUUCCCUUCAAUUAAGUCCCGCCUCGAACAGAUUCAGGACCUCAAGCGCAGUGAGGACGAGGAAGAAUAUGAUCUGCUUAUCAUUGGCGCUGGAGCUACUGGAGCUGGUAUCGCACUAGAUGCCGCCACCCGAGGCCUAAAGGUCGCGGUGGUGGAGAGAGAUGACUUCAGUGCGGGUACCAGUAGUAAGAGUACGAAGCUGGUACACGGUGGUGUCCGUUACCUCGAAAAAGCCUUUUGGGAAUUGGAUUACAACCAAUACGCGCUGGUCAAGGAGGCUCUCAGAGAGCGCAAAUAUUUCUUAAACACAGCUCCUCAUUUGUCGUCAUGGCUGCCAAUCAUGGUACCUGUUCAGAAAUGGUGGCAGGCUCCCUAUUUCUGGGCCGGCACCAAGGCCUAUGACUUCUUGGCUGGUUCCGAGGGCAUUGAGACCUCGUACUUCCUGACCAAGAGUAAGGCCAUUGAUGCAUUCCCCAUGUUGAAGCGUGACAACAUUAUUGGAGCAAUGGUCUACUAUGAUGGUGCACACAACGACUCCCGCAUGAACGUCUCCCUCGCCAUGACUGCUGCACUCUACGGUACCACCGUUGUGAACCACUUGGAGGUCACCGGACUGAACAAGGAUGCGUCGGGCAAGCUGUGCGGUGCGCGCGCCAAGGACAUCAUUGCAGAGAAAGAUGGCCAGGCCGCCAAGGAGUUCAACAUUCGUGCCAAGGGUAUCAUCAACGCCACUGGUCCCUUCUGUGAUUCCAUCCGCAAGAUGGAUGAGCCCAGUGUCAAGGAGAUUGUGGCCCCCAGUGCUGGUGUCCACAUCAUCCUGCCUGGCUAUUUCAGCCCCUCAAACAUGGGUCUAAUCGAUCCUUCCACAUCGGAUGGACGUGUGAUCUUCUUCUUGCCAUGGCAGGGUAACACCAUCGCUGGUACCACUGACCAGCCUUGUGAGAUUGAGGCCCAGCCCCAGCCCACUGAGAAGGAUAUCAACUGGAUCCUCUCAGAAAUUCGUGGCUACAUCGCCCCCGAUAUCACCGUGGAUCGAAGCGAUGUCCUUGCUGCCUGGUCUGGUAUUCGCCCCCUGGUGCGCGAUCCCAAGGUGAAGAACUCGGAGGCUCUUGUCCGAAAUCACCUGGUGACCGUCUCUCCGUCGGGACUGUUGACUUGCGCCGGCGGUAAGUGGACUACUUACCGCCAGAUGGCCGAGGAGGCCGUAGACGAGGCGAUUGACGUGUUUAAGCUCAAGCCUCGCCAUCUUACUAGCCUUCCCGACAUCAGUGGUGUCGGCGGCAGUGGCCUGGUUGCUGACGGUGCCGUUCUCGACGGUAGCUGCCAGACCCACCAGGUGCGCCUCAUCGGCGCCCACGGUUUCUCCAAGACUCUCUUCAUCAACCUUAUCCAGCACUUUGGUCUUGAGACCGAUGUGGCCAAGCACCUCACUGAGUCCUACGGUGACCGCUCAUGGCAGGUCGCUGCCUUGUCUUCCCCUACCAGUGAACGUUUCCCUGUGCGCGGCUGUCGCAUCUCCCCCAUGUACCCCUUCGUUGAUGGCGAGAUCCGCUACGCCGUCCGUCACGAGUAUGCUCAGACUGCCGUCGACGUGAUCGCCCGUCGCACUCGUCUGGCUUUCCUGAACGCCGAGGCCGCCCUCGAGGCCCUUCCCACCGUGAUUGACACCAUGGGCGAGGAAUUGGAGUGGACUACCGCCCGCAAAGAUCUCGAGUGGAAGGAAUCCUUGACUUACCUCUCAUCAAUGGGUCUGCCCAAGAACUUCAUGGGCCUCUCCCGCAGUGAUGUCCAGAGCGGUCGUGUUAAGCAGGUUGAUGAUGCCGAGCGUGCGACUUUCUCUCGUAACGAGACCGUUCGGAAAGUGCUACCCACUGAGUUUGCUAGUAGUUUCAAGUUUUUCGGAUUUCUCGGUUUUCCCCUGUUGUCAUUUUGUCAGUCACACAUAAUGAAGCCAAAUCAAUCUGAUGUUGACCUUUCACUGGGCUCUGAAAAGCACGUGGAUUCAGAGAAAGAUUCUGUACCAAAGCCUGAGAUAGAGGAACAGGAUCCAUUUGGAGAUGAAAGCCAAACUGGCGUGAAGUACAAGACCAUGGCGUGGUGGCAGAGUGAAACUCAUCCUUUCAACAGGCAAGCUGGGAUGAUCAUGAUUGCGGAGACCAUCUCCCUUGGUAUUCUCGCCCUGCCCAAAGCGCUUGCGAUAUUAGGUCUUGUUCCCGGCAUCCUAGCCAUUCUUGGGGUUGGAAUUAUCUCGACCUAUACUGCGUAUACCAUUGGGCAAUUCAAAUGCCGCCAUGUGCAAGUACACAGCAUGGCUGAUGCUGGUGAUCUGGUGAUGGGAAGGCUCGGACGGAGUACACUAGACGUGGGCCAGAUCAUCUUUUUUGUGUUGGUGAUGGGGAGCCAUGUCCUCACUUUUUCGAUCAUGAUGAAUGUCCUCACCGGACAUUCGUCUUGCACCAUUAUCUUCUCGGUUAUCGGUCUAAUCGCCUCCUUCACGUUGACCCUUCCACGGCGACUCGAAAGGCUUUCUCACAUCUCGUCCGUGAGCUUUGUCAGUAUUGUCGGAGCGGUCCUGACUGGUAUGAUUGGGGUCACCCUUGUCAGGGACGGACCGGUGCAUGUCCCGGCCUUUUCAACUCCGCCAAAAGUGCAUGAUGCGUGCCUUGCUAUUGCAAACAUCAUCUUUGCGUACGCAGGACAUGUUGCAUUCUUCACCCUUUUCUCUGAGCUCAAGGAGCUCAAGGACUUCCCAAAGGCUCUGGCGCUUCUGCAGAUGAGUGAAAUGAUCUUGUAUACGGUGGCUGCUAUUGUGAUAUAUGCCUAUAUUGGACCGACGGUUAACUCACCUGCUCUCAAUUCUGCAGGGCAAUUGUUCCGCAAGGUUUCUUAUGGAAUUGCUAUACCUACGAUUGUGAUCGGGGGUGUGGUGAACGCCCAUGUUGCUGUCAAGUUCAUUUAUGUUCGUGUGUUUCGAGGUACCACCUCAAUGCAUAGCCAGUCAUUCAUGGCGCGGUUAGUGUGGGCUAUGAUAUGUGCAGCACUUUGGAUCUUGUCGUGGGUUAUCGCCGAGGGAAUACCGAUCUUCAACGAUGUGCUAGGGCUUGCGUUGGUUCUCGUUUGGGUUACCUGGGCUGUUUUGGCUCUACUUGAACCGGAGCUGUUGGUUCCUGACCCGGCAGCAGAAGGUACUGUUCUGCUUCAAUGUCUUUCUGAUAUUACUUGGAUUCCUUAUCGUUGCCAGUGCAUUGUCGGGUUGUAUUCGUCUAUUCGGUCGAUUUUUCACAACCUUCGCGAGGGUGUUGGGGGAGGCAGCUUCUCAUGUGCUGAUAACUCCCUAUACUGA